This is a messenger RNA of Gongylonema pulchrum, 2136 nucleotides long. Lineage: Eukaryota; Metazoa; Nematoda; Chromadorea; Rhabditida; Gongylonematidae. The record is from the annotation of a GenBank genome assembly.
GUACUGGACGUGGCGCUGGUUGUUAAAGACGUUGCAGAGGUGGUAGCAGUCGUUGCUGUAGCUGUGGUAAAAACUGUGCUUGUACUGGACGUGGCGCUGGUUGUUAAAGACGUUGUAGAGGCGGUAGCAGUCGUUGCUGUGGCUGUGGAGGAAGUUAUGCCAGUAGUGGACGCGGCGCUGCUUGUUGAAGAAGUUGUGGAGGCGGUAGCAGUCGUUGCUGUAGCUGUGGUAGAAGCUGUGCUUGUACUGGACGUGGCGCUGGUUGUUAAAGACGUUGCAGAGGUGGUAGCAGUCGUUACUGCGGUAGCAGUCGUUGCUGUAGCUGUGGUGGAAGUUGUGCCUGUAGUAGAUGCGGCGCUGGUUGUUGAAGACGUUGUGGAGGAGGUAGCAGUCGUUGCUGUAGCUGUGGUAGAAGCUGUGCUUGUACUGGACGUGGCGCUGGUUGUUGAAGACGUUGUGGAGGCGGUAGCAGUCGUUGCUGUAGCUGUGGAGGAAGUUGUGCCAGUAGUGGACGCGGGGCUGCUUGUUGAAGACGUUGUGGAUGUGGAAGUGGUAGCAGUCGUUGCUGUAGCUGUGGUGGAAGUUGUACCUGUAGUAGAUGCGGCGCUGGUUGUUGAAGACGUUGUGGAGGCGGUAACAGUCGUUGCUGUAACUGUGGUGGAAGUUGUGCCUGUAGUGGACGCGGCGCUGCUUGUUGAAGAAGUUGUGGAAGUAGUAGCAGUCGCUGCUGUAGAUGUGAUGGAAGUUGUGCUGGUCGAUGAAGUUGUGCUUGUGGUGGAUGCAGCACUAGUUGUUGAAGACAUUGUGGCGGUAAUACUUGUGCUUGUGGUGGACGUGACGCUGGAUGCAGUGGUACUUGUCGUUGUAGAUGUAGUAGAUGAGGUGGACGUCGUGCUAGUCGAUGGCAAAGUUGUGCUUGUGGUAGACGUGCUGCUGCUGCUGGCUGAAGACGCAGUAGCGGUGGUAAUAGUCGUUGUAGACGCAGUAGUUGAACUAGACGUGGUGCUGGCUGGUGACGAAGUUGUGCUUGCGGUGGACGUGCUGCUGGCUGUUGAAGACGUUGUUGCAGUAGCACUUGUCGUUGUAGAUGUGCUCGUGGUACUAGUUGAUGACGAAGUUGUGCUUGUGGUGGAUGUACUGCUGGCUGUUGAAGACGUUGUUGCUGUGGUGCUUGACGUUGCAGUAGUAGUAGAUGAGGCAGACGUGGUGCUAGUUGAUGAUGAAGUUGUGCUUGUGGUGGAUGUACUGCUGGCUGUUGAAGACGUUGUUGCUGUGGUACUUGACAUUGCAGUAGUAGUAGAUGAGGCAGACGUGGUGCUAGUUGAUGAUGAAGUUGUGCUUGUGAUGGACGUGCUGCUGGAUGAUGAAGACGUUGUUGCGGUGGUACUUGUCGUUGUAGGCGUGCUAGUGGUGCUAGUUGAUGACGAAGUUGCGCUUGUGGUGGACGUGCUGCUGGUUGUUGAAGACGUUGUUGCGGUGGUACUUGUCGUUGUGGGCGUGCUCGUUGUACUCGUUGAUGACGAAGUUGUGCUUGUGGUGGACGUGCUGCUGGUUGUUGAAGAGGCUGUUGCGGUGGUACUUGUCGUUGUGGGCGUGCUGGUAGUGCUAGUUGAUGACGAAGUUGUGCUUGUGGUGGACGUGCUGCUGGUUGUUGAAGAGGUUGUUGCGGUGGUACUUGUCGUUGUAGAUGUGCUCGUUGUGCUCGUUAAUGACGAAGUUGUGCUUGUGGUGGACGUGCUGCUGGUUGUUGAAGAUGUUGUUGUGGUGCUACUUGUCGUUGUAGACGUGCUCGUGGUGCUAGUCAAUGACGAAGUUGUGCUUGUGGUGGACGUGCUGCUGGUUGUUGAAGACGUUGUUGCGGUGGUACUUGUCGUUGUAGAUGUGCUCGUUGUGCUCGUUGAUGACGAAGUUGUGCUUGUGGUGGACGUGCUGCUGGUUGUUGAAGACGUUGUUGUGGUGCUACUUGUCGUUGUAGACGUGCUCGUGGUGCUAGUUGAUGACGAAGUUGUGCUUGUGGUGGACGUGGUGCUGGUUGUUGAAGUCGUUGUUGCCGUAUCAUUCGUGGUGGUUAAACUUGUUAUUGGUCUUUCAGUAGCAAAAAAUGUUAUGCUCAUGUUUCUUUUAAUGUUUUUGUAA